ACUCCAAACAAACAUGAGACAUUUGGACCAGAACUUGUGAUUCUGUUCAUUUCUUUUGUCCCUUUGUGAAACUUAUGAGGGCAGAGCUAGAGGCCGGUCUAGGAGGGGGAGGCGGGUCCAGCUCCAGUUCCUGCAGCCUGGUUACCAAACCUCUUCCCUCCGACUGGAGGAACAAAAGUUCUGCAGGACCCGAGCUCGGUCAGGUUCUCAACGUAAAACCGAACCUUCGCUUCAUGAUGCUGGACAGCCAUGUUCUCCCUCUGCUGCUGUGUCUGCUCUGCACCGGAACCGGGGCUGCCGUUCUGGCUGAGAUGGAGACUGAGGAGGUGGUUCCCAUGCUGCUUACCAGGGAGGAGCUGGAUCUGUCCAAUGAUACAAUCCACAGCUAUGGUCAAUGGAUGGGUAAAACCAGAAGAGGAUAUUCUGAAAACAUUGUUGUUUCACUGCCAGCUUUUGGAAGAAACCUGUAUUUAAACCUAACAUGGGACGUCACAGUCCUGUCCAGAGACUUUGUAGUGGAGGAGAGGCUCAGAGACCAAAGAGUGGUGGUCAAACACUUAUCCAGCAACCAGCUUUGCUUUUACUCUGGUUUCAUCAUCAACCAGACGGACUCUCUGGUAUCUCUGAGCACCUGUGGUGGUUUGACCGGCCUCAUUCAGAUUGGAGAGGACAUCCUGAUCAUCCAACCAGUGGGCGAACACCACCAAUCGCAUUCCUUCUCUGGACUCAAACACCAGCUGGUGCGACACCAGUGCUCCACCAAGACCAGUGCUGGUCAACAUGCUGACCAGUCUGUUUACUGUGGGACAGUCAAAGGUGUCAAAGCGAAGAGAUCAGCUGAGAAGGGUCGCAGGAGGAGGGACACCAUCUACCUACAUGACACCUACACGGUGGAGACAGUGGUGGUGGCGGACUUUGACAUGGUCCAGUACCACGGAGCCGAAGUAGCACAAAGGUUUCUGCUGACUGUGAUGAACAUGGUUGACAACAUGUUUCAGCACCAGAGUCUGGGAGUCCGGAUCAACAUACGGGUCACCAAACUGGUGCUGCUUCAUGUCCGCCCCGAGACUUUAAAGGUGGGUUUUCAUGGAGAAAAGUCUCUGGAGAGCUUCUGUCACUGGCAGCAUCAGGAGUUCGGGAUUCCUCGGUAUCUUGGUACUAACCACAUCACAGGUGGAAGAGAUGACAUCCCAUCUGUGGACACGGCUGUGCUGGUCACCAGGACAGAUUUCUGUGUUCAUAAAGACGAACCCUGUGAUACUGUUGGUAUCGCCUAUCUGGGUGGUGUCUGCAGCGCCAAGAGGAAGUGUGUGUUAGUGGAGGACAACGGCCUCAAUCUGGCCUUCACCAUCGCUCAUGAGCUGGGACACAACCUAGGAAUGAGCCAUGAUGAAGAUCAUGCCAACUGCACCAGCCACUCCCACAUCAUGUCAGGUGAAUGGGUGAAAGGCCGAAACCCCAGUGACCUGUUCUGGUCCUCCUGCAGCCGACAUGACCUGCAGAACUUCCUCAGAACCAGAGCCAGUACUUGCCUCCUGCACACGGAUCCCGGAUAUCGGCUCCGAUUGUCCUCCAAACUCCCAGGAAUGCACUACAGCGUGAAUGAACAGUGUCAGAUCCUGUUUGGGGGCAACGCUACGUUCUGCAGUGAAAUGGAGCAUCUCAUGUGUGCUGGUCUGUGGUGUUUAGUCGGGGGAGAGGCAACAUGUAAAACCAAACUGGAUCCUCCUCUAGAGGGAACAGAAUGUGGAGCAGAUAAGUGGUGCAGAGCAGGGGGGUGCGUCAGUAAGACCCCCCUCCCUCAGCACGUGGAUGGUGACUGGAGUCCAUGGAGUCAGUGGAGCCUGUGCAGUCGGACCUGUGGUACUGGAGUCCAGUUCAGACAGAGGAAAUGUGACAACCCUCCGCCUGGUCCAGAUGGUCGCCACUGCCCCGAUAACAGUGUGGAGCACCAAGCAUGUGAAAGCCCACCAUGUCCCAAAGGGUCGCCAAGCUUCAGAGACCUGCAGUGUCUGUCAUAUGACCAACACACUGGCAAAUCAAAGGGCAGCUUAUUGAUGGCUGUCACUAAUGAUGAGAAACCAUGUGUGCUGUUCUGCAGCCCAGUGGGUCAGGAUGUCCCGGUUCUGGUGGCUGACAGGGUGAUAGAUGGGACUCCCUGUGGACCAUAUGAGUCCGACUUGUGUGUUAACGGAAAGUGUAAGAAAAUUGGUUGUGACGGGAUCAUCGGCUCCUCGGCCAGAGAAGACUCCUGUGGUGUUUGCAACGGACAUGGACACUCCUGUAAAAUUGUGAGAGGAGACUUCAACCAUACCAAGGGCAUGGGUCUCGUAAAUGAGACUGCAUGUUUUAAUGGGACUGGCUGUAUAAAUAAAGGCUACGUUGAGGCUGCGGUUAUCCCUGCAGGAGCAUGGAGGAUCAAAGUUAUGGAGGACAAACCUUCACAGAGUUUUCUAGCCCUGAAGGACUCCAGCAAGCGGUCCAUCAACAGCGACUGGAAGAUUGAACUUCCUGGAGAGUUUGAGUUGGCGGGGACCACCAUUCGCUACGUUAGAAGGGGAUUGUGGGAGAAGAUGUCAGCUAAGGGACCCACUAAGACCCCCUUGCAUCUGAUGGUGCUUCUGUUCCACGACCAGAGUUAUGGGAUCCACUACGAGUACACGGUGUCCCUGAACACCUCUCAGGACUGGGCCGGGCCGGACCAGACGGAACCGGAAUACCUCUACAUCUGGACCCACAGCAGCUGGCAGGAUUGUUCUGUCCAGUGUGGAGGAGGUGAGAGGAGGACAACAGUUUCUUGUAUGAGGAUCAUCAAUAAAAGUAUGGAGGUGGUGAAUGAGAGCUACUGUAACCCUGAGAACCGGUUACUGCCUAAAGUCCAGCUCUGCAACCCUCAGCCCUGCAGGUACAGGUGGGUGACAGGUGAGUGGGGGUCCUGUUCUGUCAGCUGUGGUAAAGGUGUUCAGCAGAGGGAGGCGUCCUGUGUUUCCGUCCUACAAAAUGGAUCGGUAGUCCACACCUCGGACCGGUUCUGUCCUGGAGGAAGACCUGCUGCUCUGCAGGGCUGUGAGGGCCCCCCAUGUGUUGCAGUGUGGGGGGCUUCAGAGUGGUCCGAGUGUCCAUCGAGCUGUGGUCAGGGAGUUCGCAGGAGGAUGGUGUGGUGUACCAACGCUCGGGGGGGCUGUGAUCCUUCAUCCCGGCCAGCUGAAGAGGAAUCCUGUGAGGUUCACUCUGAGUGUUAUGAAUGGAAAUUUGGAGACUGGUCCAAGUGUUCGUCCUCUUGUGGGAAAGGCCUGCAGUCACGAGUGGUCCAGUGUAUGCACAGAGUGACCGGCCGUCAUGGCAACAACUGUCCACUGAUGCUGAAACCACCCAUCUACCGGACCUGCCAUAGUGGGACCUGCACUGAGAUAGUGAACACCAUAACCUCGGCGAGGCUGGCAGACGCCUGAUGUCAGAUAUCUGGAUAAUGUCUGAUCUCUGCUCUGGAGCUCCUCCAGACGGUGGUGGACAGAUGAAGUUCCGCUACCUUAUCGACGACCGGACACACUUACCAGUGUUCGAUGUCCAAUGUUCUUCAUCUCCACUGUGACCAGGACCAACACAGGACGUUAUUCCUGCCUACAGUAAACCUGGAUAAAGACCCUAUGAUGUAUCCGGCUUUUUGUCCCUCUGUGGACUAAUAAAGUUUUUUUCUGGU
Molecule: messenger RNA, 3700 nt
Organism: Melanotaenia boesemani (Boeseman's rainbowfish)
Lineage: Eukaryota; Metazoa; Chordata; Actinopteri; Atheriniformes; Melanotaeniidae
Gene: adamts17
Product: ADAM metallopeptidase with thrombospondin type 1 motif, 17
Exons: 24
Coding region: 75-3452 (1125 amino acids)
Biological process (GO): proteolysis; extracellular matrix organization
Cellular component (GO): extracellular matrix
Molecular function (GO): metalloendopeptidase activity
Source: RefSeq, a predicted model, not a curated record